UUCGUGUCGACGUAGAUGGUGGCGAUUUCUCCUUUUCCCGGGAUUUGACUUUUGAAAGCGAUCGAUACGCUUCAAGGUUUUGUACAUCGUACUAGCUCCCUAGUAUUCAGUAGUGUGGCCUGAUGUUCACCUACGGUUGAGAUGUACCGAGCUUUGAGACUCGGGACUCUCUGAUCUGGUUCGCACAUGUCAUAGUGACUGAUGCGGAACACAAAGAAAGGGCAAGGCCUCUUCAUCCAGAAGCAGAAAAAAGAAAAAGAAUAAAAAGAGUAAAGAACAAGGGAAUGCCAAUGGCUGGGGAUUCGGCAAAACUUCGCGCUGACGAUGGACGGGCAUGUGGUUGGAUGAUGGGCAGGCAAGGUUCUGAUUUUAUUUUUCAUUCCUUUUUUUUUUUUCCCUAAGCGCGUUAGAGUCGUGUAAAUUUUCCCCGACAGAUCAGGGGGGCACUCCGUAGGCAAAUUUGGUUUCUUUUUCUUCCACGUUAUUUUUAGGCGACUGGGAUGCUGGCUUGCUGGCUGGCUUGUCGCUGUUGGAGGGCGACUGACUCCCUUGUUGUUUGUUAAUCAAUCUCAAUCUUCUAUCGAUAAGACUCUCAAGGGGAAAAAAAAUCGAACAAAAAAGUAAUGUGAUUGAAGGAUAAAGUUAGACCCACCAAAUGUACAAUUUCUUUUUCCUGAAAAACUUUCUCCCUGCUGCUUAGCCUUUAUUCGAAUCCUGAUCCUCUUCGCCACCGACUCCAUCCGGCUGUUUUUCGCGGGGGAUAAGGGGAGGAAAAUCCGGAGAAUGCUGACAAUCGAUAAGGAUUUUACUCUUUUCACUUGAAUGACCGGCAACACAACAGCGAAUAGUACGAGUAUACUAUUUAAGAUUACGGACAUAAUUUGCGUUUCGACCAGCGGAAGACGCGUCAAGAAUGUUCCCUUGAUUUAGAUUAUUAAAUCCGACUGAUGCAGUGAGAGGAGUCAGGAGGAAGCCUUGCUCCCAGGGAAAAUUUGUUCGACAAAUGGCGGUGAUGUGUCCAUCCUCCAACGACGCCCAUUGUUUCAGGCGUCAGGGAUCCUCGCAGGUCUGAGUCUGAGCCCUUAUCCCGAUGGUUGAAUUUUUCUUCUUCCCCCUGGGAGAUUGCUAUCAAAGGCUCGCCGAGGUUUAAGGAAUCUGUUCAAGGCUUGAGCGCUGAUUAACAUUAUUGGAUGUACUCUGUAAUUCUCGUCCUGAUAAUCUCGUUUCCCAGAGCGACUUGAAAUUGGCCGUAUUCAAGCGAGAAGAGUUCUCAACAAGUUUAUUAUUAGCCCUAUUAGCCCUUGUCAACAACGUAAACCCGAUAUCAAUCGUAAUGCAUCCUAUUCAUGCUGACGAGGACGGGGCAACGCCUCGACUCACCCACGGUUCUCAGGAACCUUGCUCAGCCAAAAUUAACUAAUUUUAUUUCGAAAGACAAACAGAAUUAAGAAUACAGUCAGCCUGGGCUGCGCCACAGGUUGAAGAACAAGUCCCUAAAAUAUCGUUUCAUCCAUUGUUUUGAUAACCAUGUGGAGGAUACUAGCCGUAGCAAGGAGGAUGGCUGCAUGCCCCGGAUUCGCAGCGGGCCAGGGACUGAAGCCUUGUUUGCCGGAGAAGUGGAUACACAUUCCUCAAGCGAAUCUGAAGCGAUGUCAAUGACAGAAGAGGGAGGACGGAGUUGCCGGCAGAAGAGGCUCGUUCGGCGACGGCAGUCUUGUACGCAGGACGGUGAUGCUGACUCGCUGCAUCCCUUGCCCUAUGCGGUUAUUCAGCCACGACCGUGAACCCGACUGAUAGGUUGCUACUAGUGAUGGUGUCUUCAGCCUUGAAAGAAAGGGCCCGAUGGUGUUCUCGUUCGAAGAUUGGUUCCCCUCCAUAUCCCUUUCAUCCCUGAGCGCCAUGUAUGAAGCGCCAUGUGUCUUGGCCCCGGGCAUUCUUGACCUCCAAGUCCAUGUUGUAGACAGUAGUCGUCGACAGUGGAAAUACACGUUCACCGGCCGUGAUAGCAGGAUCGCGAGAACAUAUCACUGUGUCGACUGUAGAGUUCCGACAAAACACCGGACACUGCCAGUGCCAGAUCAGCCUGACGCUGUUACCAAGGAUCCAAGAUUGGUUGGGUGCCAGUUGCUCCGAGCCGACCAGAACCAAUGGAUAGACGGCCGCAGUAAUCGGACGGUUCCACUGCUGAAUCAGGUUAGCGCGCUGUAAAACUUUUUUUUCAGAAAUUUUUUAUCAGCACUGAAGAGGGUGGCGGUUCAAGGUUGGAAACCCACAGAGCGGGCGAUAAAUAGAAAUAGAGGGCUGCCCCUCGUCUUCCUCCUUUCCUCUUCCACAUCAAUAACCCUUAUCUCUUCGAUAGAGGUCUGGUCCUCUUGUGCUUCAACCUUUUCUUUUCUCUUUCCUUGUCUUUGCGUCUUAGACAAAAAAGAGUCUUAGAUUUUUAUUUGGUCGGUUUAGAUCGUUGCCUGCGUCUCUUUGCACGGGCGCAGUCCUCUCGCCGUCACACUCUCGAGAUACCCUAAUAGAACGCCUUUCGUUCUCGAUUUUUUUUUCUUACCCCUCGUCCUCUACGUUUCCUUCAAAAUUUCGAAUUUUACGACUUCCAAAAUGCCUGCUGUUGAUGUCGCUUCUGUCCCUGCCGUCUCCGGCAAGGAGACUGCUCAGUCCGUCGCUGUCCUCGAGGAUCUCAUCAAGCAGCUCAACAUCUCUUCCAGCCAGGAUGAGGUGAACGCCGCCAGUGGAAACAUCGCUCACCUUUUCUCCGGCCCUAUCCCCGAGCAGACUCUUCCUCUGAAGGCUGUUGAGGCUUUCAAGAAGCAGCUUGUCAACAAGAAGGAUGGCAAGGCUCGUGAGAACGCCCUUCAUGCCAUCCGUGCCAUCGCUUCUCACACUUCGAUCUCUCCUGCCGUUGAGCCUCAUCUCGUCUCUCUCCUCGAACCAGUCAUUGCCGCAGCUGGCGCGAAGAAGGCUACGCCCACUGAGCUCCAACUCGCUAAGAGCACAGCUGUCGCCAUUGUUGGUGCCGUCAACAGCAACGCUGUCAAGGCCGUUCUUCCCCCAAUCAUUGACGCUCUCGAUGAUUCGAAGAGGACUGUUGAGAAGGAGACCGCACUUGAGUGUAUUGAGGAGCUUAUCAGGACUGCCCCUGUUCAACUGUCUUUCCGCGUUCCCGACUUGAUUCCUGUUCUCUCCGCGUCUGUGAACGGCAGUGACAAGAAGAUCAGCUACAUCGUCGGUGGCAAGCAGGAUGACCCGGAGACCAAGCAAGUGAUCCUGACCGGAAACGGUACCCUUGAUCACGUUUGCGCUUUGAUCGUCAACAAUGAUAUCAAGGAAUUCAUUCCCGCACUCGUCAAGUGUAUCGUCAACCCCAACCUCGUCCCCGAAACAGUUCACACCCUGGGUGCCACCACCUUCGUCUCCGAUGUUACCAGCCCUACACUCGCUAUCAUGGUCCCAUUGCUUGAGCGUGGUCUUGCCGAGCGUGAGACUGCUAUCAAGCGUAAGUCCGCCGUCAUUGUUGACAACAUGUGUAAGCUCGUCGAGGAUCCUCAGAUUGUCGCUCCUUUCCUGCCGAAGUUGAUGCCCAAGCUUGUGGAGAACUACGACAACAUUUCUGAACCCGAGGUUCGUGAAAAGACCCAGCAAGCUUUGACCACCUUGAAGCGCGUGGGUGCUGUUAAGGACGGCAAAAUUCCCGAGAUUUCGACCGCUGGCCAUAUCCCUACUGUCGCCGGAAUUCUCAAGGACAUUCUCGCGCCAAAGUUCAAGGCCCAGGCCGAUAAGUCUGAGGCCAUCAUUUACUACGUCUCUGCUAUCGCCGGUGAGCUUAUUGAUGAACAAGACGCCGAAGCCACGAGCUGGACGAACAACGCUGUUCCUUAUAUUGCCGCCAUCGUCGGCGAGGGUGAUGCGCAAUCCAUCACUGAAACUCUCCGCAAGCGUGCUUCUCCUAUUGCUGCUGCUGGAGAGGAUGUUCCCUCUGAUGAGGAGGAAGGCGAGGAUCUUUGCAACUGCACAUUCUCUCUGGCCUAUGGUGCCAAGAUUCUGCUGAACCAGACCAAGCUUCGCUUGAAGCGUGGCCAGCGUUACGGUCUGCUCGGACCCAACGGUACCGGAAAGACCACUCUCAUGCGUGCCAUCAACAACGAGCAGCUCGAGGGCUUCCCCAAGAAGGACGAGGUCAAGACUGUCUACGUCGAGCACGAUCUUGAUGCUGCCGACACUGAAUUCACCGUCAUUGGCUGGACCAUGAUGAAGCUCCGCCAAGUCGGUCUUGAUCCUGUCGAGGACGAGGUCAAGGCUAAACUCAUUGAAUUCGGUUUCCUUCCUGAGCAAAUGGACGGUCCCAUCACUGCCCUCUCUGGUGGAUGGAAGAUGAAGCUUGCCCUUGCCCGUGCUGUCUUUGAGUCCCCCGAUAUCCUCCUCCUUGACGAGCCUACCAACCAUUUGGAUGUCAAGAACGUUGCUUGGCUCGAGAACUACCUCUGCAACUCUCCCUGCACCUCCAUCAUCGUUUCUCACGACAGCAAGUUCUUGGAUAACGUUAUUCAGCACGUUGUCCACUACGAGCGCUUCAAGCUCAAGCGUUACCGUGGUUCCCUGAGCGAGUUCGUCAAGAAGGUUCCUUCUGCUCGCUCAUACUACGAGCUUGGCGCCUCUGAAUUGGAGUUCAAGUUCCCUGAGCCCGGUUUCCUCGAGGGUGUCAAGACCAAGGCCAAGGCCAUCAUUCGUGUCUCCGAUAUGUCCUUCCAGUACCCCGGAACUCCCAAGCCCCAGAUCUCCGAUAUCACCUUCCAGGUCUCUCUGGGCUCCCGUAUCGCCGUGAUCGGACCCAAUGGAGCUGGAAAGUCUACCCUGGUCAACGUUUUGACCGGAGAGUUGCUUCCCACCACUGGUGAAGUUUACCAGCACGAGAACAUCCGUAUCGCUUACAUCAAGCAGAACGCCUUUGCUCACAUCAACGACCACCUCGGCAAGACUCCUUCCGAGUACAUCCAGUGGCGUUUCCAGACUGGUGAGGACCGUGAAACCAUGGAUCGUGCCAACAAGAUUGUUACCGAAGACGAUGAGAAGGCCAUGUUGAAGAUCUACAAGAUCGAGGGUACUCCCCGUCGCGUUAUUGGUGUCCACUCUCGUCGUAAGUUCAAGAACACCUACGAAUACGAGUGUUCGUUCUCGCUCGGUGAGAACCUUGGCAUGAAGAGCGAAAAGUGGACUCCUAUGAUGACUGCCGACAAUGCCUGGAUUCCUCGCAGCGAGAUCAUGGAGUCUCACUCCAAGCAGGUCGCCGAGGUUGAUCAGAAGGAGGCUCUUGCCAGUGGUCAGUUCCGUCCCCUUGUCCGCAAGGAGAUCGAAGCCCACUGCGCUCAAUUCGGCCUCGAGACCGAGCUUGUCACCCACUCUCACAUGCGCGGUCUCUCCGGUGGCCAGCGCGUCAAGGUCGUCCUCGCCGCCUGCACAUGGCAGCGUCCCCACGUCAUCGUUCUGGACGAGCCUACCAACUAUCUCGACCGUGACUCCCUCGGUGCCCUCUCCAAGGCCCUCAAGGCCUUCGAGGGUGGUGUCAUCAUCAUCACCCACUCUCGUGAAUUCACUGAGAACCUUACCGAGGAAGUUUGGGCCGUGGUCGACGGAAAGAUGACCCCAUCAGGUCACAACUGGGUUCAAGGACAAGGCAGUGGGCCAAGGCUUGAGGCCAAGGAUGGGCCUGAAGAAGUGGUCGAUGCCAUGGGAAACAAGACUGUCGUCGAGAAGAAGAAGAAGGAGAGCGCUUCCGACAAGCGCAAGGCCCGAAAGGAGCGUCUUGCGAAGAAGAAGCGUGGUGAGGAUCCCGAUGAGGAGGAUUUCUGAGCGGAGCGUGAAAAAGUUGUCUCCAUUUAAUUGCUACGGGUUAUGCUAUAGAGGCUAUGAUUCAAUGAAUUUCUGUACUAAUUCGCCCUUUUCCAUGUUCAACUUGACCAAUAAAACAUCGUAUCCUCUACCUUAUGGAGUUAGUGGCAGACUGGGAAGAGUGGGGAAGCUCUAGGUGCUCCGACUUAGCCUCUAACGUAGUGAUCCUUUAGACUUGUCAAAUACAACGCGAUUGCUCUGUUGUCCGUUCGAUUUUGAUGACAGAGCCGUGAUCCCACUAACUAUAACUCUGACC
Aspergillus calidoustus is the source of this 6148-nucleotide messenger RNA. The record is from the annotation of a GenBank genome assembly. Lineage: Eukaryota; Fungi; Ascomycota; Eurotiomycetes; Eurotiales; Aspergillaceae.